UGCCGCCUAUGGGGCACGCUGUCGGAUACACCGGUCCUUGCUGCCGUACAUGCGAUUUUUGAUGGGAAAUGAGGUUGGAAGACAACCCGGGGCAUCUGCUGGAGAGGAGAGAAUCUUGCCUCGCCUUCUUCGCCGAAGCGGCGGGAUUCUCGCUAGCGGCGGCGGGGUGGGCUGUGAUGGCGACAACAACGAGCACAAGACGUUUCGACAGCUCUACAUGCUGCAGGGUCGGAUCGGCACCGGCAGUCACUCCCAAGUUUUUCGGGCCGUGGAGCGGGCCACCGGGCGAGAGGUGGCGGUUAAGGCCGUCAACACCGACACCGGGGGUUGGCUGGACAGGGACCGGCGCCACCUCGCCUUCCUGCGGGAGGAGAUCUCGGUCCACCAGGAGGUUUCGGGGCACCCCUUCGUGGUGGACCUGUUGGGGGUUUUCGAAGACCCGGAGGCGUGUUACAUCGUGGAGGAGCUCGCCCACGGGGGCAGCUUGCUCGACCACUUGCACUCGCGCGCGAGCAUGGGGACGGAGGGAGAGGUGCGGUUACUUCUCAGGAGGUUGCUGGAGGCGUGCGGCUUUCUCCACCGCAGACGAAUCGUACAUCGAGACAUCAAGCUCGUCGUAGAGGGGAAGGCGUCAUUGUUGGCGGAGCCGGAGAAUAUCCUCGUCAUGGACAACGGGGUCAUGCACUCCGGCAAGCUCGCGGACUUCGGGUUCGCCCUCAGGCUGGACCCCUCCCCCCCACCGAUGAUCGCCGUCGGCACCCCCGAGUACAUCGCGCCGGAGGUCCUCCUCCAGCAGCCGUUCGACGGCCGGGCGGACGUCUGGUCGGCCGGGGUCACCGCCUUCUGCCUCCUGUCCGGCGCCCUCCCCUUCCGGGGCCUUACCCUCGACAAGCUCUACACGGCGGUGCUGGACGGCGCCUGCUCGUACGCGGGGUCCGAGUGGCGCGGGGUCUCCGCUCCCGCCCAGGACUUGGUCCGGAGGAUGCUGGUGGUGGAUCCCGCGCAGAGGUGGACCGCGGGGGAGUUGCUGGAACACCCGUGGCUGACGGGGACGGAGGGGAUGAUGGUCACCACGCUCGGGUUGGGGCGGCGAGGGAGGGUCAGGUUGAAGGCCCUGGUGCUGGCCGUGGUGUUCGUUCAGAGGCUGCGGAGGGGACUCGGGAGACCUUGGCCGUCGCAGCAGGAGUUGGGCGGCCCGUGA
Ectocarpus siliculosus is the source of this 1201-nucleotide messenger RNA. The record is from the annotation of a GenBank genome assembly. NCBI's taxonomy places the organism in Eukaryota, Phaeophyceae, Ectocarpales, Ectocarpaceae.